AUGAAAUUCACAGCUUCUACCAUGGCCACCGUUUUGGCUGCAACUGCCUCAGCAGCCACAAUUGACCAACAACAACCAAACUUGGUCGCUAGACAAGAUGUUGAUAGAGCAUUGAGUUCAUUACCAGGUAAAUUCGCAGCUGUUAAGAGAGACGGGCAACCAGAUUUGGCUGCUUUAUCUGCUCAUGUUGAAAACUAUAGAGUUAAAAGAGAUGCCAUUGAUAUGGAGAUAAUCAAAAGAGACUACGCUAUUGUUACUGACGUUUUGACUGCUAUCAAUCAAUCUCAGUUGGCACCAAAGAUUUUGGAAUACCUCGUUACCAAUGAGAACCUUGAGCCAAUUGUCGUUAAUGUCUUGAUUGCUGUUAUGAAGAGCGGUUUGAUUUCAUUACAAUCAGUUUUGGAUGCUUUGGUUUCAUCAAAUUUGGCCGUCAAUGUCAUCAAUGAUUUGAUCAGUGAUUGUUCAUUAUACGCUGAACUUUUCAAUGCUGCUGCUCAAGUUAUCAGCAACUUGGCUGAAAAAGUUGAACAAAAAAUUUCAGAAGGUGUUUCAUCAUUGAUUACUAGAGACGUCAAUGACAAUUCCCUUGAAGCCUUCAUUGCCAACGUUGACAAAAGAGAUCUUGAUGAUGUUGUUAACAAUUUGUUGGACUCAUUAUACAAGUCAGGUUUGGCUACUUCCGUUGUUAAGGAUGUGUUGACCAACUCAGCCUAUAUUCCUUUUGCUACUGACUUGAUCAAAGCCAUGUUGGCCAACAACUUGAUUGAUAUUGGAUCAAUUAUUGACGCAUUGAAACAAUCCGGUUUGAUUACUCAAUUGUUCCAAGAAUUCCUCAACUGGGGUACUUUACAAACUGUUGCUGAAACCGCUUUUGCUGCCUUGGCUGGUGAAUGUAGUGGUUCAUCAAGUGGUGGUUCUGGUACUUCAACUCCAUCUACAGGUAACGGUGGUAGCGGCUCUGGUAGCGGAAGUGGCUCAGUAACUUCAAACGUUGGUAGUGCUGAUCCAUGUAAGAAGAGAAGAAGGGUUAGAAGAAGAAGAAGAUCAAACUACUAA
Molecule: messenger RNA, 1056 nt
Organism: Lodderomyces orthopsilosis Co 90-125
Lineage: Eukaryota; Fungi; Ascomycota; Pichiomycetes; Serinales; Debaryomycetaceae
Exons: 1
Coding region: 1-1056 (351 amino acids)
Source: RefSeq, a predicted model, not a curated record